Molecule: messenger RNA, 1731 nt
Organism: Chrysoperla carnea
Lineage: Eukaryota; Metazoa; Arthropoda; Insecta; Neuroptera; Chrysopidae
Product: N-acetylglucosamine-6-phosphate deacetylase
Exons: 7
Coding region: 136-1365 (409 amino acids)
Biological process (GO): N-acetylglucosamine catabolic process
Molecular function (GO): N-acetylglucosamine-6-phosphate deacetylase activity
Source: RefSeq, a predicted model, not a curated record
UAUGUUUAUAAAUCAGUGCAUUACAAUUCAUUAAACCAUAAUAAUCUUUUAUUUUAAAAUUUCAUCAUACUCCAUUAGUUUGUUCAAAGUGCGUUCGUUAUAUUUCAAAAGUUUGAAUAUCAUUAACAGAGUACAAUGAACCCUUCUUCAUCAAAAACUAUACAAUUUUCAAAUUGUCGUCUUUUACGGCAUCAUAAAAUUAUUUUGGAUGAUUUGUGGGUGAGAAAUGGAAAAGUUAUAAACCCAGAAAAAGUUUUUUUUGAUGAGAAAAUCUUUCCGGAUGUGGUAAUUGAUUGUAAGGGUGUAUUAAUUUCUCCCGGUUUUGUAGAACUGCAAAUAAAUGGUGGAUUUGGAGUUGAUUUUUCGCAAGAGUCGGAAAAUGUCGAAGAAGAUGUCCGUAAAGUAUCAAAAGGCUUAUUAGCACAUGGCGUGACAGCGUUUUGUCCAACAUUAGUAACAUCUCCGAAACAUGUUUAUCAUAAAGUGAUACCGAGAAUUAAGAAACAAGCUGGUGGUAAACAUGGAGCUACAAUUCUUGGAUUACACAUAGAGGGACCAUAUAUAAAUAAAGAAAAAAAAGGCGCUCAUCCACCGGAAUACAUUCGUGAUCUAGAUGAGGGAAUGCAUUCUGUAUUAGAUAUGUAUGGAUCUUUGGAAGAUGUAAAAAUUCUAACAUUAGCUCCCGAACUAUCUAGAGCACCAGAGGUAAUUGAAGAAUUGACGAAACUAGGCAUUACUGUUUCUGUUGGACAUUCGAUUGGAAAUUUAUCGGAUGGCGAACUCGCUGUAAAACAUGGAGCAACAAUGAUAACACAUUUAUUCAACGCCAUGUUGCCUUUUCAUCAUCGUGAUCCUGGAUUGGUGGGAUUGUUAACAUCUGAUCAAAUUCCAGAGGGAAAAACUAUUUAUUUUGGUAUAAUAUCUGAUGGUAUCCAUACGCACCCAACUGCACUUCGAAUAGCUCAUCGUACUCAUCCUGAUGGUUUGUUCUUAGUCACAGAUGCCAUCUCAGCCUUAGGUCUUGAAGAAGGCACUCAUUAUAUUGGACAAUUGGGUAUCGAUGUUAGAGGUGAUAGUGCUUAUAUCACAGGAACAAAUACAUUAUGUGGUAGUAUUUCAAGUAUGAACAUUUGCGUUCAAAUAUUCAAAAAGUCUACUUCAUGUUCAACUGUUACUGCAUUAGAAGCAGCAACAUUACAUCCAGCUAGAGCUAUUAAUAUGAGUAAACAAAAGGGAACUUUAGAUUUUGAUGCUGAUGCUGAUUUCAUAUUUUUGGAUGAUGACUUAAAUGUCUUAUCAACAUGGAUUUCUGGUGAAUGUGUUUAUGAAAAAUUCAAUAAUUCAUACGAAAUAAAAAAAUUUUAAUGAAGUGUAUUCAUAUUAUUUUGUAUUUAAAAUUCAUUCCAUUUUUUUUUGUGUUAAUUAUUAUAUUUUAAUAGAACAUGAAACACUAUCCAAUUGGUAGUUGAGGCAUUGUAAUGAGAGCCUGGAUACGACAUUUAGUCGCCAUUUUCAGUGGAAAGUAUCAUCAUGAAAUAAACUUCCCCUGUGAGCCUGAUUCAUGAAAUGAACGAGUUUAUUUUAACCUUUUAUGAUUUUGUAAAGUUUUAACGGCACUGUGGCAAAGAAAUAAACCAGUAUUGGAAGAGAAGACAGUUUAUUUUAUCGUAUUAUUGUCAAAUAUUAUCUUUCUCAAAAUGAAAACAUUUCUUUCAUGUAUUGAAAAUAUGA